AUGGCGACAGCAACGAUGACAUACAUGGAUUUGCCCGUCAAGAGGCGGCUACCGAAAAACAUCAAACUGCCGCCGGAGAAUGAGCGGUACAUGCGCGCGUGUGCGGAUAUUGCGUCCGCGCUCGUCCAGGAUUACGAGGCCCAAGCUGAUGGCUCGAAGCCGAAGAAGGACUUGAAUCUGAACCAGCUAAGAGGACAAAUUGCGAAGAGACAUUAUUUGAAGACGCAACCACCUCUCACGGCGAUCAUUGCGGCGGUGCCUGAGCACUACAAGAAAUACAUUCUGCCAAAGUUGAUUGCGAAGCCAAUCCGGAGUGCAUCGGGGAUUGCCGUGGUGGCGGUGAUGUGCAAGCCGCAUCGUUGUCCCCAUAUAGCCUACACGGGCAAUAUCUGCGUCUAUUGCCCUGGUGGGCCAGAUUCGGAUUUUGAAUACUCGACUCAGUCUUACACAGGCUAUGAGCCGACAUCUAUGCGCGCCAUCCGAGCUCGCUACGACCCGUAUGAGCAGGCCAGAGGACGCGUGGACCAGAUCAAGUCGCUCGGUCACAGUGUUGACAAGGUGGAGUACAUUAUUAUGGGUGGCACGUUCAUGUCACUGCCAGAGUCGUACCGAGACGAGUUCAUUUCACAGCUUCACAAUGCACUCUCUGGGUAUCAAACGAAGGAUGUGGAUGAGGCAGUUGCGGCUGGCGAGAUGAGCAACACCAAGUGCGUGGGCAUCACCAUCGAGACGCGACCCGACUACUGUCUGGACCAGCAUUUAUCGUCGAUGCUACGGUAUGGUUGCACGCGGCUCGAGAUUGGCGUGCAGUCGCUUUACGAAGAUGUGGCCCGCGACACAAACCGCGGCCACACGGUCGCCGCGGUUGCCAAGACGUUUUGUCUCUCCAAAGAUGCUGGGUUCAAAGUGGUGUCGCACAUGAUGCCAGAUCUGCCCAACGUUGGUAUGGAGCGCGAUCUCGACCAAUUUGUCGAGUACUUUGCAAACCCAGACUUCCGCACCGAUGGGCUGAAGAUCUACCCCACGCUCGUGAUUCGUGGCACCGGGCUGUACGAGCUCUGGCGAACAGGCAGGUACAAGAACUACACGCCCAACGCACUCAUCGAUAUUGUGGCGCGGAUUCUGGCGUUGGUGCCGCCGUGGACGCGCAUCUACCGCGUGCAGCGCGACAUCCCCAUGCCGCUGGUCACGUCCGGGGUGGAGAAUGGGAACCUGCGAGAGCUGGCGCUGGCACGCAUGAAGGACUUUGGCACGACUUGUCGCGACGUGCGAACACGCGAAGUGGGCAUCAAUGAAGUCAAGCACAAGAUCCGGCCAGAUCAAGUGGAGCUGGUGCGGCGCGACUACAUCGCCAACGGGGGGUGGGAGACGUUUUUGGCGUACGAGGAUCCCAAACAGGACAUUCUGAUUGCACUGUUGCGGUUGAGGCAAUGCUCCAAGGAGCACACAUUCCGGGAAGAGCUAACAGGCCAGCCGACGAGCUUGGUGAGGGAGUUGCAUGUAUAUGGCAGCGCGGUGCCGGUGCAUGCGCGCGACCCGAAGAAGUUCCAGCAUCAGGGCUAUGGCACGCUGCUGAUGGAGGAGGCGGCGAGAAUUGCGGCGGAGGAGCACGGGAGCCGGAAGAUCAGUGUCAUCUCUGGGGUGGGUGUGAGGAGCUAUUACGCGAAGCUGGGGUAUUAUUUGGACGGGCCCUAUAUGAGCAAGGACCUGGCGCCGGCGUGGGAACGAGAGUGGUAG
Molecule: messenger RNA, 1737 nt
Organism: Ascochyta rabiei
Lineage: Eukaryota; Fungi; Ascomycota; Dothideomycetes; Pleosporales; Didymellaceae
Product: Histone acetyltransferase
Exons: 2
Coding region: 1-1737 (578 amino acids)
Biological process (GO): tRNA wobble base 5-methoxycarbonylmethyl-2-thiouridinylation
Cellular component (GO): elongator holoenzyme complex; nucleus; cytoplasm
Molecular function (GO): acyltransferase activity, transferring groups other than amino-acyl groups; iron-sulfur cluster binding
Source: RefSeq, a predicted model, not a curated record